ACUGGGGGCUUUUUUUCUUUGCUUGCGCAUGCGAAGAGAAGAUCGGGGGCCACUACGUUCCAUAACAGAUAACUGAGUGGAGAUCAUCAAUCGCUUGCCUCCAUGCUUCUUUGAAUGUAGACGUCAAGUAGGUAUCUUCUCACGCAACAGGCUGCACCACAAAUGUGCAGAACAGCAGGCUCCAUCUGUCACCUGUAACUGCGCCUUCGCUGCAGACAUUCUACGCUAGCGCCGAGGAUGAAGAAACAAAACAUCCGGACCCUCUCGCUCAUCCUCUGCAUGUUCUCCUACUUGCUGGUGGGCGCCGCCGUCUUCGACGCGCUCGAGUCCGAGACGGAAAGCUCCCGCAGGCGCGUCUUGGAGCAGAAGCGCAGCGAGAUGAAGAAGAAGUACCGCUUCUCCGAGGAAGACUACCGCGAAAUCGAACGGGUGGUCUUGCAAGCGGAGCCCCAUCGAGCCGGGAGACAGUGGAAAUUUGCUGGUUCUUUUUAUUUCGCUAUAACAGUUAUCACCACCAUUGGUUAUGGUCAUGCAGCACCAGGCACAGAUGCAGGAAAGGUGUUCUGCAUGUUCUACGCAGUACUGGGCAUUCCUCUGACUUUGGUCAUGUUCCAGAGCCUGGGAGAGAGGAUGAACACAUUUGUGCACUAUCUCCUCUAUAAGACCAAACAGUGUAUAGGCCUUCAACUCACUGAAGUGUCCAUGGAGAACAUGGUUCUAAUGGGAUUCUUAUCCUGUAUUGGCACACUAUGUGUGGGGGCUGCAGCUUUCUCUCAUUUUGAAGGAUGGAGCUUCUUCCAUGCUUAUUACUACUGCUUCAUCACACUCACCACAAUUGGCUUUGGAGACUUUGUGGCCCUGCAAAAAAAAGAGGACCUCCAGGAGAAAACCCCCUAUGUCGUUUUCAGCUUCAUGUACAUUCUGGUGGGGCUUACAGUUAUCGGAGCCUUCCUGAACUUGGUGGUUCUACGUUUCCUCACCAUGAACAGUGAAGAUGAGAAAAGAGAUGCUCAAGAAAGGGAGUCUCUGAAGAGGAACAGGCACGUUUUGGAUGGGGCUUUGAUCCUCCGUCUCAAGGGGGAGCAUGACCGAAACGACUGCAGACACAACAUGGCAUAUAGACACAGCCAGAGUCCGCUGUUCCUUCCGAUGGAGGAGGGUACGAGUCGCACCAACCUGAUCAGCUCCUCGGCAGACAAUCACAAGAGAAGGAAAAGCCCCUGCAAACAUAAGAUGCAUUUGCAGUUGACGACAGAUGCACGCAAGCCAGAGUCAAGCAUAAGCUCUUUGUGCUCCUGCAUGUGUUACCGCCUGGGCAUUUGUGAUAGCCCUCUCAUGGCCCGGAGUCAACAGAAAGGCUGCCAUGGCAGCUCUGUUUACUACAAUUCUGUUUCCUAUAGGAUCCACAACAGCUCGGCAGGCUCCAGGAACAAUACUGGAGUCUCUUUGCAUGGAAGCACACACUCAUCAGGGCGUCGCUUCAACGAGUUCCUUCGAUCAAGGAGAAUGUCAGUGUAAAACACAAUGUUUUAUUUUUCACUUUAAUCUGGAAUGGUCAAUGAAGCAAAUCUGCUUAUUGAACUAGUUUCUUUUGUAAAGAACACUACUCUCAAAUAAGCUAUUGUUUUGCUUGCACCCGUUUUUCAAGUGCAUGCUCAGUGGAAUAUAUAGCACAUCAUUUGGAUGCAUGAGUACUUCUGUUAGAUAUGAACUAUCUUUUAAUGCAUAUUUAAAGUCCCACUGUCAUCAUUUCUUUCACACGAAUUAAACAACUGAGUCAAAGGACUCAAAAAGCAUUUUUAAAAACUCAAAAAGAUCCAUAACUAUUGAAAUUGUGUUUUGGGAUUUUAGAUUAGAUUUGCAGGUUUUACACCAUAGGAUGUCACGUAAAGCGGAAGUUCAGAAUUUUUGAUAUCAGGCUUAAUAUUUGAGUCAGCAAGGGUUUAAUUUGUUGGUGGAGUUGACAUUAACACUAACAAAUUCUGUGUAGUUCGUUAGUUAUUUGUUAGUUUCAGGGCUUCGGAGUGGCUAAGCUAGCGCUAGUCAAUUGGGCUGACUUAGCAUUACAGUAAAAAACAACAUAUGCACACAUGAAAAUGAUCAAUGACCCAUGCAAUCAAUAGUGUUGGCUAUGUUUUCAGAAUAAAGUUCUUAAAACUUACCAUUGCAUGUCAAUAAUUGUAUUAUGAACAGCAACAUUUGUAAUCCAGCAGCUCUGCAAGGAACAGACUGUCUAGACAAGCAGGAUGGAGUGAUAUCGCUUCAUUUUUUUCACCACUGAUUUUUUCUUGUAGGAACGAAAGGGACUCCCAUUAGAGGAACAGGGCGGAGUGAUAUCACAUUCGAUUUUUUCCCCGCUGAUUUUUUAUGUUGUUGCCAGCAGCAAGUAACCAGUUUAUAUUGUUCCUCAUUCUUCAUACGGAAUUUGUGGAAACUUUCCUUUGUCAAUUUCUUCUGUCUGUUUCCACAGCCUAUAAAUGCACAUUUCACCAUGUUGCCGGCCGUCAGUUAACUCAGCAGACUGAUGUGGCAUUCGAGGAAGGUGGGAAGUCAUGAGUUUCCAACCUCCUAUCUGGAAAAAUAUAAUUUGAACGCCUCUGCUAUUUGAUCGCUUACGAGAAGGCAGGUUUGCCGGCGGUCAAAAUGUCUUUUGAUGGCCAAAAUAAAAAAACAACUUUUUGCAGUCAGCCAUCUUUGCUGUUUACAUUCGCUUGGAACGCUAUGAGGUUGCAACUUGUACUCUCCGAGCGAAAUAAGUCUGACUCCCCACUUUCCUCGAAUGCAGCGUGAGCACGAGUGGCCGAAGCACUCUUCUCUAUUGUGGUAGUGUUACGCAUCUAAAAAAUAAUAGUCCUGCAGAAUGAAAUGAAUUACGGCAGUUUUUUUGUGACAUUGUUUUGGCCACAUGGGUGUUUUGGAACAAUGAUAUGCAUUUUGAAUUUGACUAUGUUGGAUCUGUUUGUAGAUCUGUAUCGUUUUUUAUUGGCAUGCAAGUUGGCCCCAUUGACUCGCGCUAGCUUACCCACUCCGGAACUCAAACUAACAAAUAACUUACAAAAUGCAUGGAAUUUGUUGAAAUCAACUCCACCAACUAAUUAAACCCUCGCUAACUCGAGGAUUAAGCCUAAUGUCAAAAAAAUUGCGCUUUAAGUGCAGAAUCCAACAGCCAACAUACAGUAUGUGUAGCUCCAUAUGGUGGUUAUUGAGUUUUUAAGUGCAAAAUACAGUAGAUUUUAUUGUGAUUUUACUGUGCGAUAUUUCAGAAUACUAAGUUGAAAGUGGGUUAGAAGAGGAAGAAAGUCCUCAGGAAGUUUACCUUUCGAAUUGUAAGUCUAAUUGUACCAUAGUACCAUUCACACUGGUCAGAUGCAAGUGCUCCUUCCUCACUGACACUGGAUGGAAGCAUUAGCGUAGAGAUUGAAAUAUAAAUCGUUUCUCAUUUGCAUACAUUACAGUCAGAUGCAUUUGCUUGAGACCACUCCUGAGUGUUUGUGUUGGAGCAAUUUCCAACAGAACUUCUUGGCCAUAGUUUCGGUGCACAAUGUGUCUGUAAUACUAGUAUGCUUAGAAAAUAAAUAAAAAGCUGAUCACCACUAUGUUUAAAGUGACUGCAUUAUACAGUUUGUCACUUAUUUAAUUGCUACUGCCACUUCUGGCCUAAAGCUUAGUUGCAGCCUGUGUUAAACUUGUGUACGCCGUGCAUGCUUGUAGGAGCACAAACAUAACAACAAAAAUGUUUGUGGCACAAACCGGCAAAAACAUUUGCGACCAGUUUGCAGCGAAUCGGACAAUGUGGACUGGCUGGUGACCUCAGACUGACGUUUAAAAGAAUAAUUAAUAUCGCAAAAAUUAUAACGGCAUAAACGAUCAUUUUUGCGACUCAAACGUAGCACAAACAACUGACAUAGUUUUAAUUUAAAUUUUACAAUAUGGGGGCGGGGGCAACUUCACUCUAACAAGCAACCAGUGUUAGGACCAUCAAAUCGGCAUCAGAAACGUAGAAAACAGUUUGUAGCAAGUGUUAAGUGGGAUAGAAAAGUGGUUUUGCCAAGUAGAGACCGAACCCUCUCUAUUGAAGGUAAGAAAUGGGGUUUUGGGGAAAGUGUUAUUAUUUCAGGGCUCUGUGCAUCAGCAUGCAUGAAGAAAAAACGUUUUUAAAUCAACUCUACAAAUCCUGUAUAGUCUCUUUUAAUAAUGCAAAACUUGCAGUAGGAUCAUAUUGGAAGGAGAUACUGUAAUACGGCUUUACUUACAUCACUUCUACUUAAUGGCCAGCGUUGCGAUGUCCAACAGCAGGAUCUGAAAAUUGGGAUUAAAACGGCUUUGGCUUAUUUGAUAACAAAAAGGAAUGCGGAUUGUGCUCAGUGAAGUCCAAUCUAUUUAAUUCAUUCAUUGAGAUUUUUACAUGACAGUGGGACUUUAAAACUGAAAUAAUGUUUACUCACACUGUGACAUGCCAUUAAAGAAUGUCACCAAAAUAUAAGGGAAUACUUCACACUAUGACCACAUUAAUGCACUUAAUUGUAGUAUUGUCACACAUCAGUGUCACAACGUUAAAUUUAUUUUAAUCCCAUACACUAUUUUUAUGACUAUCCCUAACGUGGUAAGGCUUACACUUUUAUAGUUAAAUAGUUAACCUUCUAUUGGGGUAUAGGUCAUACAGAUACUUAUAGACAUAUAGAUAUGACUAUUUUUGGUAAUUAAC
This is a messenger RNA of Corythoichthys intestinalis (scribbled pipefish), 4705 nucleotides long. RefSeq names its product potassium channel, subfamily K, member 15 (gene kcnk15). The coding region runs from base 238 to 1518 and encodes 426 amino acids. The transcript has 2 exons. Gene Ontology annotation, cellular component: plasma membrane. Gene Ontology annotation, biological process: potassium ion transmembrane transport; stabilization of membrane potential. Lineage: Eukaryota; Metazoa; Chordata; Actinopteri; Syngnathiformes; Syngnathidae. The record is from RefSeq and is a predicted model, not a curated record. Gene Ontology annotation, molecular function: outward rectifier potassium channel activity; potassium ion leak channel activity.